Messenger RNA from Neocloeon triangulifer, 1058 nucleotides. RefSeq lists its product as uncharacterized. The transcript is spliced from 6 exons. Lineage: Eukaryota; Metazoa; Arthropoda; Insecta; Ephemeroptera; Baetidae. The coding region runs from base 77 to 820 and encodes 247 amino acids. The record is from RefSeq and is a predicted model, not a curated record.
UGCAACAGCGCGGUCUACAUUUGUUCAAAGCCAAGAGUGAAGCUUGUUCUUUACCAUUCUCGCAACAAAACUGACAAUGAGAGCGGUUCGAUCAAAAGAGGUUUUUAUUGCAGCCGUAAUUAGUCUUCUCGCUCAACCAGGUGUUUGGGCUGUUGACGGUCCCCAUAUUCUUCAAAAUGCGACCGAAUUCCCUUAUAUGGUAUUGGUACAAAUUGCUCCAGAUCCUGAUACAACAAGUGAGGUCAAUCAAAUUGUACCUGGAAUGUUCCUAUCAAGACACACUAUUUUAACCUACGGAGAUGGUGAUUUUGUCAAUGCCGAUCUUAAUAGAUUUUCACUGCGUCUUCCCGACGGAACCACAGAAUUAGUUAACAAAAGAAACGUGGUUGAAGGUUUGUUGCAAAUGACGGUGCUCAAGACAUGUUACAAAUACAAGGGCCCUGUAAUGCCAUUGACCCCAACUUCAUAUCCUGAUUUCAACACCACAGCGGAGGGUCGCAUAUUAUGGUACAAAGGUUCAACUGGGGAGUUGUUUGGCCAUACUACACAGGUGGAGGCAGCAUCGUCAUGCACUGAUCCGAAUUUGGACGCAGCCACGCAGACAUGCAAUGUUUUUGAUAGUACUUCAUCAUGUUCUUAUUACGAAGGUGAUCCAAUUUAUCAACAAGUUCCAGUGCUAGCGAUGAACUCGCUUGUCGUUGCCAUGGUGGAUAGUGUGACUUGCAGCCUUGAAGAAUUUUAUGAAUCGUCGCUCACCUUUGUAGGCGUCAAGCCUUUCUACACUGACAUUUUAAGCAUAGCAAUGGAUGCUGUUCAGUAAUUUCUUAUUUAAUAUCAUUUCACUGCUAUAAGAAUUAAAUUCCGGUUGGAUUGCGAGUAUUAUAUUUUUUUUUAAAUAUUUGUUUUGUGAAGUAUUGCACAUUUCAUUUGAUCUGUGAAAUGAUUAUUUAAUUUUGCUAUAGUAAAGAAAAGAGUCUGCAGAAGUAAAAAUUUUAAUAGGAACAUACAUUUAUAAAUCAUAAUAAAUAAGUAAGUUAACAAUGUGAUUUGACAAUUUG